UUGUUUUCCUUAGACUCACGUAUUCAACCACUCAUCCUAGAUUUUUUUUCCCUUGUUUCUCAGUUUUGUUAUUUUAUCUAUUUUACCUUUUCCAUUUUUACUUUCAUAAAUUUUAUUUUCUAUGCUCUGUUUGUUGCAAUUAUCAUUAUUGUUAUGCUGGGCGACCACUUUAGCUACGGCGCAAUCGCCACACACAGAUGGUUCCGUCACAGAAGAGCUUAAUGAUGAAGGCAUGUCAUCGUCUGUGACGGUGUCCAACCGUCCUAAUAUCGGUUUACCCGUCAGAUUUUGGUCCAUAUUAGAAUUGGACGAGACCCGUCGAUCCAAAAUCUGCAAUCAGCAGAUAGCGUUUUGCACAGAAGAAUGUGGAGGCCCGAAUUCGACUACUUCAAACUUCUGCAACACAACAACAAUGGCUUGGGGUUGUAGUUGCCAAAACAAAGUUCCUGAUUGUCCUCCAUACCAAUGGCCCGUCACCGUAGCGGAAUGUAAUGGACGUGACGAAGCUUGCCAACAAGGAUGCAAUUAUGGAGUGACCAAAGAUUUAUGCAUCAAAGGUUGCCACCGCUAUUUCAAAUGCAACCAACCAGGAAGUACACCGAGUUAUCUGCAGACAAGUCGGCCUGAUCAAAUCCCGGUCUAUAACAGCCCACCACCGGAUACAUCAGACAGCAGCAAAUUAAGAGCGUAUUACAUUUACUGUAUAUCAGUGCUCAUCUUGACACUGUCGCCUUUGAUGAUAUAAAAUUAAUCUUCUUUUUUAAUCUGUGAAAUCCAAUUGCAAUGGAAGAUCAAGCUCUUUUCAUUCAAUCUAUUAUAAAUAGUAAGGUUGAGGUCUAUAUUACAGUGAUUGCUGGACUUGCAGCACCGUGAAGUGGGAAACUGUUCAUGGGAAUAAUAAAAUCGAGGAGACGGACGUAAGAAAAAAAAAAACAAGG
Radiomyces spectabilis is the source of this 938-nucleotide messenger RNA. RefSeq lists its product as uncharacterized. NCBI's taxonomy places the organism in Eukaryota, Fungi, Mucoromycota, Mucoromycetes, Mucorales, Radiomycetaceae. Bases 122 to 745 code for a protein of 207 amino acids. The record is from RefSeq and is a predicted model, not a curated record. The transcript is spliced from 4 exons.